AUGGCAUAUUCAAUGUUGCCUGCAUAUGUAGAAGUACAGAUUCCACACUCUCAACUACAUGCAUUAUGGAGUAUGGAAUUCCCAGAAAUGCUCAAGAAAUUCCCACCAGCUUAUGAUGGACAACAGGCCUCCUGGUCAUGGUACAUACCGAUGCCUUGGACAUGGGAGGCACCACUCUUCAGCACCCAUUCUUCUACGCACGAUGGUCCUGCAUCAGGAUCCUUCGCCUCAUCAAAUCCAUGGAAAUUAAUCGGCAAUAUCUCCAUGCCCCAGUUUACUCCCUGA
This is a messenger RNA of Botrytis byssoidea, 285 nucleotides long. RefSeq lists its product as uncharacterized. The record is from RefSeq and is a predicted model, not a curated record. The coding region runs from base 1 to 285 and encodes 94 amino acids. The transcript has 2 exons. NCBI's taxonomy places the organism in Eukaryota, Fungi, Ascomycota, Leotiomycetes, Helotiales, Sclerotiniaceae.